AUCACGUUGCCGCUUCUUAGUUUCCGCACCAGCUCGAGAGACACGUUUUCAUUCAAGAUGGCCGAGGCUUCGCUGAAAGAGUUGGUGUCUUUGGAGAAAUACCUGGGACUCAAAAAGACAAAUAAAUACAGCACUCAAGGAGAGCGAAAGGUUCCAGUUCUUCAGACCAAAGAUGGCCAGAACAUAGUAGGCCUCGUGACCAUUGCCUGUCAUUUAGUGAAAGCUGCAAAGCAGGAACAGCUUUUGGGACGCACCCGUGAGGAGAGCGCCGUCGUACAGCAGUGGCUGGAGUACAGAAUAGUGCAGCUCGGAGCCCCGGGCGCCAAGGAGGAGGGCAGAUCAACCCUCCGGGACCUGAAUGGCUACCUUGAAGAUAAGGUGUACUUUGGAGGCGACUUCCUCAGCUUGGCCGACAUCUUGAUGUACUACGGCCUGCACUCCUAUAUGGUUGACCUCACAGUCCAAGACAGGGAGAAGUUUGUGAACGUGAGCCGAUGGUUUAGUCACAUUCAGCAGCUGCCCAACGUCCAGCAGCACCUGCCUCGUGUGCACAUCAUGAAGAACAGAAUUUACACAAAUGUCCACUAAUUAGGGUGGAAAGAGAAGAGAAUCCGAGGAGGGCUCAGCAUUGAAGAGCACCUGCCGUGGUCCCCAGUGCGGUCACUCGUGUCACUUUGGAGUGGGCGACGCGUCAAGUCUUAAGCGGAGACGUCCUCGGGUGUUGAGCACAGGAGCAGCAGUGACGCCUUUUCAUUGGACGUCCGACUGAGAUUUUGUUUUGUGUUUUGUGCCCCAUUUUGCCAGAGUAGCUUGAGGUCCUCGUUUCCAGUCGCUGGCAGCAGUCGGAGGCCCGUCGUCCUUUGAACUUUUCCUCUUGGCGUGAGUCUGUUUUUGGGUCACGUCUGUCUUUAAAUGGUGACUGGGCUCCUGACCACAGCUGGUGGUCUUCUUCGCUGCUCUGCUGCUCAUCGGAUUUCCUCAGUGCAGCUUUUCACCGCAGGUUGUUGCUUUGAUUUUUUUUUUUUUCUUUUUCUUUUCUGGAAUUCGACCAUCCAGUGAGACCACCGUAAGUGUUGGCAGUAAACCCUCCUGACGUUUUAUUGUCUUUUAAUUGUUCAUUUCAUCCUCAUCAUCUGCAUUAUUUAUUUGGGACCGUUUGCUUUUUCUAUUGCCAAUUAAAAGGUAUCAGAAGGCUUGGG
Molecule: messenger RNA, 1199 nt
Organism: Polypterus senegalus (gray bichir)
Lineage: Eukaryota; Metazoa; Chordata; Cladistia; Polypteriformes; Polypteridae
Gene: eef1e1
Product: eukaryotic translation elongation factor 1 epsilon 1
Exons: 4
Coding region: 58-588 (176 amino acids)
Biological process (GO): positive regulation of DNA damage response, signal transduction by p53 class mediator
Cellular component (GO): nucleus; aminoacyl-tRNA synthetase multienzyme complex; cytoplasm
Source: RefSeq, a predicted model, not a curated record